AUGAGGUGAUUAGAAAAAAAUAUUUUUUUAUGGAUUUUUUUAUUUAAAACGUGGGUGGUAUGAAAAAAAGACCAGAAAAAAAUUCGAACGGCAACUUUUCCGAUUUUUUUCAUAUCGCUAGGGAACUUUCCGACUUUUUUUCCCUAAUUUUUUUGGUUUAUAAAACAUCUAUUAACAUUUUUUUCUUCCUAUUUCUUUGUGUUUCAAUCAUAAACCAACUACUUAUUUUUAUAUAGGAAGAUUCAAAAACAAAGAGUUUAUCGAGAAAAAAAGUCGGAAAAAAAUUCGGCGGAAAGGUGGCCGUCGGAAAGUUCCCUAGCGAUCUGAAAAAUCGGAAAAGUCGCCGUUUGAGAUUUCGCUGGUCUUUUUUUCAUACCAUCGAAACGUGAGGUUUUAAAGCUCAUUUCUAUUCAACUUUAGUUCCACCGCGCCUGGUUUUUUUUACGAUUUAAUUUUCAAGAUUUGAAACUAGCUUAAACUCUAAAUUUACGUGGUCGCAUUGGGAAUGGCUGGCUGCGUCAUUACUUAGGAACUUUAAAGUGGUCCCUAUAGGGUUUCAGUUAGUGACCCUUAUAGGGGACAUGCUAGUCAAGAAUUGUUAUGAACUCUUUACGAAGAAGCAUUUUCAUGCAAAAAACUGAAUAACAAAGCGUUUUUCGAAUACAGCUGAUUCACGGCUGGCUUGAGUCAUCAAAAAAUGGUCCUGACACGAAAAGAAGAGAGACAGUGCUGGGUUGUUGGAGAGCGCAGAGAGACCACGCCCUUUUGCAUCCCAAGCUAGCCAUGAAUCGGGUAUAAAGUUGAAAGGCCCCUCUAGGGUCCACUUAAGCUUUAGGGGCUGAGAGGUCCGACCCUAAAUCCCUAUAGGGACCACCUUGAAUUUACCCCUAUAGGGACCACUUUUUCGGCCUCUAUAUAGGUUGUUUCCCCCUAAUCCCGAUAGGGACCACUCUGGAAUCCCUAAGUAACGCGUUGCGGUUGAGAAUAUGAAGUUAUCCUAUGCGCAACUCGUUUUUGGUCGGGUGCAAACGCUAAUUUCAUUCCUCCUGCGAGUCUUUAAGAAAAUAUCCUUUAAAAAAAAUCAUGGUUUGUUUAUUUUUAGAAUGCACCAGAGCCAAAAACUCUUCCUACUAUUGUUCAUCCCUUGCUUGAUAUUCUUGAUUCUGUACUCCAAGAAGUCGGAUCCGCUAAUAUCGAAUUUCGAAGCGGAUUUUAUUUCCUCUGAGGUUCGUUUUAAUAAUUUCAGAACUUUUCAAUUCGUUUCAGAAUUGCUGCUUGUGCAUUCUCCAAUCAUUGAAUACAACCCUGCCGGCCAUUUUAAUCGAUGCCGAACUUUUGAAAGGGAUCGCAGAAAAGUCGUGUAAACUACGGAAAAGGCGGAUUGAGGUUCAUUAUUUUUUCGAAAUUUUGAAGUUAAUUCAUCGAUUUUAAUGACCUUAGGGAUUUUAGAGUGGUCCCUAGAGGGGUUAGGGCAACAAACGGCCUCUAUAGGGACCGUAAAAUGGUCCACUAUAGGGGUAAAACCAAGGUGGUUCAUAUAGGAGUUUAGCGUAUGACCCCUUUGGCCCUAAAGCUUGUGAUCCCUAUAGGGGUCGUUAGAGUUUAUUUUAAAAGGUUUUUUUUUUUAGUUUUUCGCAUGGAAAUGCUUCUUCGUAUAGAGUUCAUAAAAAUUAUCGACUAGAAUGUCCCCUAUAGGGACCACUUUGGUAAGGUUUAGUGGACCCUAUAGGGGUUGGUAAAGUGGUCCCUAGUCAUGGGCCCCUAAGGUUGCCCCUAUAGGGACUACUCUGGAGCUCCUAAGUUUGACUAUUUUCUUUCGAAAAAGUUCAUUUUUCUUCGACGUUUUAUUACAAAUCUUGUAGACGAGAACCUAAAACUGUGAUGGAACUCAAAAAAUAAAAGUAUUCAGAUUGGUGUCGACGUAGCACACUUGGAAGACAAGACGAUUUUGAACGAUGAGCGGUUUAACGUCACUUUUUUCGAAAAUGAUCCGGCGACAGAUUUUCUGCGCUUUCGGACCAAACCGACGAGGAUCACGCCAAAGUCAGGAUUAUUUCAGGAAUUAAUUUAGAGCCUCCAAUCAACUUGGAAAUAAUUUAGACGAUCCCUUAAAAGCAAUGUUAGGAGACAAGGUUCCAACGAAAAAGAUUAUUUUUUUUAUUUACUUGUAAAAGAGAAAAAUAUUGUAUGUAAUUCGCAUUCUUUUUCAGAAUCGCUGGAACGAUGAAAUUCGGACUUUUGGAAGUUCCUGACCCGGAGAUGUUCUCCGAGUACUGGCGCCGGUCCAGACUCAUCAAAUGCCGCAAUAUUAACAUGAAUCGACCACUUUCCGCUUCGGUAUUACCGCAACGGAAGUCGGUGGCCUUCUUGGCGGAUGUUCGCGAUCGACUUCUGCAGUUUGGAAUGUUCUCCUUCCUCAAUGGCGGAACUUUACUCGGUUUUUUGAUUUUCAUGCGAUCGUGAAACAUUCUAUGAUUUUUUUAUAGAACUGUGUAACUGGUAAACAACGUUUUCUUGGCUCUAAAAAUAUUUUUUCAACUUGGGUUUUCUAAACCAUCUUCAAGCUCAUUCGAAACUCCAAAAUGGUCUCUAUAUGGGCAACCUAAAGGACCUUUGGAGGAUUCUCUCUAAGGACCACUAAAGCUUGCAAAAGUGGUUCCUAUAGGGGGAAAAAAAAAGUUAAACUAAUGAGUUUUUUUGAAUGAAGCUGGAAGAUCCCUAGAGGGACCACUUAAGCUUCACGGCUAAGGGGUUAGACCCUGAACCCCUAUAGUGACCAUUUGAGCUUUAUGGGCUAAGAGGUCAGACCCAAAACCACUAUAAGGACCCUAUUUGAAUAUUUGAAUAUUUAUUUCACCGGUUUUUAGGUUUUGGUUUUCCCCCUAGGAACCAUUUUUUCGUCCUCUUUAGGGGCCGUUUUUUUCCUAGCCCCUAUAGGGACCACUCUAUAAUUUUUUUAAGUGAUUUUCUAAAAAGAUAUUCUUUGGAUUAACUUUGAAGGCUGGUACCGGGAAUGCGGAGUCAUCCCACACACAAGCGAUAUGGAUAUCGCCGUCAUGGCCGGAGACUUCAAUCCGGCUCUGAUCCCUUUCUUGCAAUCUAAUGAGUCGGACUUCAAACUGUCGAGGAUUUUGGGAGAAGUGAGUGGGAAAUCCGGGGAAUGAUCGGUGAAAGAACAACAAGGGCUUGAAGAGACGCCAGAGAAAGAGAGAGCACUUCUUCAAUUUUUUUCAGAUUUUUUCUACAAGCUGAAAUAUUUGGUUUGGCAAGCCAAGCAGAGAAAAAAACAAGUUUUAAUCUAAAUUCAAGAUUUUGAAAAAUAUCUCUUGCCUUUUCAAGACGAGUACGGCAUUCCUAAUGGAGUGACGGAAGGUGAGCGAGGCGUCAAAAUUUCUCAAUUUACAAAAAAAGAAAGUGCGCGCUCCGGAUAAAAAGACUGUGACGUCACAGCUACCUAUACGUUGCAAAUUAAAAUGAGUAUUCAACGCCAUGAAGAAUACUGUACUCAAAAUUUGGCUGCCGACUUGAGAUUUCAAAUUUCGCGCCAAAAUUUUUCUUGACGUCUCCCCACCCCGUUUGGGAACGCCGUGACGAGUCAAGCCAAUAACUUUUUUUUUCGUAUAAUCAUCUCCAUUUCAGCCCAGAGAAUCUUUCGAGGUGACUGUCUACAAAAAGAACAACACCCGGGUUUACAUCGACGUCUUCCUGAUGUACUCCUCCGACUCGACGUCUUGGGUCGGGGGAACUGCUGGCAACGGCUCCAAGUUCAAGUACAGCUACCCGGUGUACGAUCCCUACUGUGCUGCCGAACUCUACGGACAUUUGUUCUGGGUUACCUGUCGGCCAGCUCUCAUGCUCAAGGUGAUAAUUAGUUUGGUUGAUUCAACUUGGAUAGGUCUUGUUUCUCUGCACCCUCUGGUUUUUGUGGACUCUUUGAAUGAAUGCUGAUUUCAAGCAUUCUCGGACCUUGGUUACGCGAUACGGACUUGUCGGGGCAUUUCUAGUGACCAUUUUAGUGGCGUCAGCACUCUUAAGUGAUCCCUUCAAGUGCUCAGAAACGUCCGUAGCUUUGAAGACGCAUAGACAAUUUCGGUCUCGUAACGAAUAUCUGUUGUCAGUGUUAUUUCAGGUCGCAAAACAUUUUGAAAACAGAAUUCGAAAAAAAAAGCUCCCAACAUGAGAACCUUAUAAAUUAUGUAACCAUUUCGAGGCAAAAUAAUUUGAGAACGGUUCAAAUUUUAGAAUUUAAAGCUUAAUUUUAAAAGAAUUAUUCCAGACGGAAUACGGCAAAGAUUGGGCGAAAGACUUUCCAUCCAGUAGAUACUACUGGAAUAAAUCUCACUUUAACGUCAAGCCCAAUGGACGAUGGAAAGAAGAGGACAUGCCGAGAGUUUAUCAAAUUUUCGAGUGA
Molecule: messenger RNA, 4411 nt
Organism: Caenorhabditis auriculariae
Lineage: Eukaryota; Metazoa; Nematoda; Chromadorea; Rhabditida; Rhabditidae
Source: the annotation of a GenBank genome assembly